Molecule: messenger RNA, 1796 nt
Organism: Halteromyces radiatus
Lineage: Eukaryota; Fungi; Mucoromycota; Mucoromycetes; Mucorales; Cunninghamellaceae
Product: diphthamide biosynthesis protein 2
Exons: 11
Coding region: 63-1709 (548 amino acids)
Biological process (GO): protein histidyl modification to diphthamide
Molecular function (GO): 2-(3-amino-3-carboxypropyl)histidine synthase activity
Source: RefSeq, a predicted model, not a curated record
UUUUUUUUGUUUGUCUGUGAAUUGAGAUCACGGAAGCAAACAACAAUAUAUACAACUAUAUCAUGGCAGCACCAGCACAAGGACCUACAGCAUUUUCAAAUGAUGGACAAGAUAUUAUGGAACGUGAGGUGACAGAAAGUAUACGACAUGACGAUGAUGCGACAUUACUGAGCUUGUAUGAGAUCGAACGGACAGUGGCAUACAUUCAUCAACAUGGUUAUCAAAGGGUAGCACUCCAAUUUCCUGACGAAAUGUUAGCUGAUGCAACGGCAGUAGCAAGAUUAUUGAAGACAUAUGCUAAUAUGGAGGACAAAUCAUCUGUGGCCUUUUUUAUAUUGGCGGAUACUUCUUAUGGUAGCUGCUGUGUGGACGAAGUGGCUGCUCAACAUAUUGAUGCUCAAGUGAUAAUUCAUUAUGGACACUCUUGUUUAUCACCGACAAGUCACCUUCCAGUUUUAUACGUUUUUGGUCAACAACCAGUGGAUAUCAACGAUUGUAUAGAAAAGUUUCAAGAAUUGAUUCCAGAUCGAUCACAGCCUGUCAUCAUCAUGUGUAACGUCGAAUAUGCCCAUGCUACAGAAAAAUUAACAAAACAGCUUGAAUUGGAAUAUCAACAUAUAAUUGCCAGUUUUAUUCAACAAGAAGAAAGUAUCGUCGAUGGACAUUUGGACAAAAAGACAAGCAAAUGUCAUGAAAAGGAAACAGAUUUAGAAAAGGUUGGUUCUUGUGGAGGAAGAUGUGGUGGAGAUUGUGGUGGAACAACAUCAGUGACAGCAACAAAUCAUAUUGAACAAGCAGCCGAAAAACGCAAAGGGGGACGAACUUAUAUUCUACCAGAUGAUAUUUCUUUGGAACAAUGUGUUAUCUUUUUCAUUGGUCAUGAAGGUUUGACAUUGACCAAUAUUAUGAUGGUACAUCAUCAAUGUCAGGUUUAUACUUAUGAUCCCUCAUCAAAAUAUGGUAGAAAAGAAACAGUCUCUGUGAACAAAAUGUUGAUGAAAAGGUAUUUUAUGGUGCAGAAAGCAAAAGAUGCAAACACCAUUGGCAUCGUGGUUGGUACCCUGGGUGUUGCUUCAUAUAUGAAUAUCAUAGAACAUUUGAAGAAGGUGAUUACUCUAUCUGGAAGGAAAUGGUACAUGUUUGUGAUGGGAAAACUCAAUGUAGCAAAAAUGGCCAACUUUAUGGAAAUUGAUUGUUAUGUCUUGGUUGCUUGUCCUGAAAAUAGUUUGAUUGAUUCAAAGGACUUUUAUCGACCUAUCGUGACACCAUUUGAAUUGGAAAUAGCCCUUGUCAAAUCUAAAGAAUGGACUGGAGACUACGUGCUGGAUUUUUCUAAAUUACUACCUCACUUGCGAACAGAUGGAUUUCAAUAUGAUGAGGAAAUGGAUGAAGGAUCUAGUGAUGAAGAAGGUCAUUUCUCUUUGAUUACUGGUCAAUAUGUAUCUGGUCCAUUCCAAAAAGUCAAGGCAAAAGAUGAUCCAUCCACUGAAACAUUGACAAGUAACUUAACUGGUCUCACUUUACGUAAUCAAGAAACAAGUAUAGCUCAUUUGAUGAACAGCACAGCCGGGGAAUACCUUCGAAAUCGAUCUUAUCGGGGCUUGGAUCCAAAAAUGGGCCAAGAUGAGGCUGGUGAUGUCAAAGAAGGUCGAUCUGGUAUCGCAAGGGGAUAUACAAGGGAAAGAGAAGCUAUCAAUGAUGAAAUAUAGAUUGUUUUUUUUUUUUUAUGUAGAUAGUGAUAUUUAGGAUAACAGUAGUAUUAGCAGUAGUGAUUUAUAUUGUACAAUAAAAACCCC